Molecule: messenger RNA, 2091 nt
Organism: Bactrocera dorsalis (oriental fruit fly)
Lineage: Eukaryota; Metazoa; Arthropoda; Insecta; Diptera; Tephritidae
Exons: 3
Coding region: 79-1263 (394 amino acids)
Biological process (GO): apoptotic DNA fragmentation
Cellular component (GO): mitochondrial inner membrane; nucleus
Molecular function (GO): single-stranded DNA endonuclease activity; metal ion binding; RNA endonuclease activity
Source: RefSeq, a predicted model, not a curated record
UGAAGAAAAUUCUGUAAACUGGAGUUAGUUCGUACUAAGUCGUCGCUGUGGGUCGCUGAGAAUUUGCUGAACCGUGAAAUGCAUAACUUGUUGCAGUUUUUGUCGAUUUUUUUGGUGUGCAGUAGUGUUUACGCCAACCAUUGCACAAUUAGGAUACCGGAGGAUGUGCCGCAACCGGCACCUGUAAUUUUUACGAAUACUGGAUUAUUCAGACCUACUAGCGCAGUAACUACAAUUAGAGAGUAUGACAAAAUAACACUGCUUUGUACUGGAAGGGACAAUAAAGUGCUUGCUCUAAAUCAAGAGAUAGUAAUAUUGGAGUGUAGAAAUGGUAAAUUUCGCUCUAUGGGAAGACCAUUUGCGUUCAAAGAUAUGAAAUGUAAAUCGGUACCGACCUCUCAGCUAUGGCAAAACGGCACUAUUUGCGCUGAAGGCGCUGGUGUAUUUUAUGAAGUGGGAGUUAGCUUAGGUAGGAACUGGCACCCCAUUUUCAAAAUUUGCUUCAAUCAACGCGACCAGCGCACGAUUUACUCACGUAAUUUGAUUAAUGGCUUUGUGGUAAAAAAUCGAGUUAGGCAAGACUGCCGCCCAUCUACUUUUAAAAGUGAUGGUAUGAAUGGUAAUCUGAAUUAUUUAUAUACAAAGGCAACUCAACGAACACGCUUCGAAGCGCUUUUUGGUGCCAACCAAAACUUCAUCAAUGGGGUCAGUUUCCUUGCACGCGGUCAUAUAGCACCAUUUGCGGAUUUCAUUUUUUGUUACGAACAGUAUGCCACUUUCUAUUACGCGAACGUUGCGCCCGAGUGGCAGGUCGUGAAUGCCGGUAAUUGGGUACGCGUGGAGAACGCUGUGCGCAAGAUCGCCUCUUCGAAGCAAUCCGAUGUAUUGGUAUUCACCGGUACCUUAGGCGUAUUACAGUUGCGAAAUCCACUGACUUCUCGGGAUACUAGCAUAUAUUUGGGUGUAAACCAAACGAUUGCUGUGCCAAAAUGGUUCUAUAAGGUGGUGAUGCAUCGUAGUUUCGCGUAUGAUAUCGUCUUUAUCACGCUGAAUAAUCCAUUUGCAAGAAAUGCUGUAAGAGAGGAGUUUUGUAACAAUAUUUGUAGCCGAGUUUGUUAUCAGCAUAAGUUGGAUUGUUCCAAAUUUCAAGAUACUAACAAAGGUUAUACGUUUUGUUGUGAGUUAAAGGACUUUUGGGCCAAAGCUAUUCGUGUUGGAAGGCCAUAUUACGAACUACCAGAUGGCUGGAGUUAUAAAAAUUAACUUGUGUUAUAUGCAUAUGUACGAUUUGAGUUCCAAAGUAAACAGGACUUUUCAGCGCCUACUGCUAUCUUUAACGGUUGUCCAGUGAGAGUUUAAGUGUCAGUAUGUUUGUGUUAUCGGUGCGAAAAUGAGCUUCGAACAAAGAGCCAACAUUAGAUUUUGUUUUAAAAUUGGUAAAUCGUUUACCGAAACGUUUCAAUUGAUGAAACAAGUUUAUGGCUAUGAUCGCCCAUCCCGUAGCAGAGUGCACGAGUGGUUUCAACGUUUUCAAAGUGGUCGUGAGGACAUAAAUGACGAUCAACAUGUGGGCCAAUCAAAAUCCGUGAUCACUGGAAAUUCCAUCGAAACUGUGUGAGAAUUCAUCAAAAAUCAGCCGAAACCGAAAUUCAUGGAAAUAGAAUUGAACAUCUCCCAAACAUCGCUUUAACGCAUUUUGAACGAACAUUUGGGCUUACGAAAGUUGUGUGCACGGUUUGUUCCGCACAAAUUGACUGAUGACCAAAAAAUGCUCAAAAUCCAACAUUCGAGGGACAUCAUUGGUGAACGAUUAUUUGAUUAAAAAUCACUUCUGAAGCAUUAAGCACUAACCGUAUUCACCUGAUAUGGCAACGUACGACUUCUUCCUUUUCUCGUUCGACAUGCUUUUGGACCAUGCAAAGAGCUGUAUUGAAGCAGAAGGAGACUACUUUGAUUAAAAUUAACUGAUUUUGCCGAAAAAACCAUUUGUUCUGUUUUUUUCUUUAAGUCCUGUUUACUUUGGAACGCAGCUUGUAUAUAUAUAUUUUGUAUAUUGCUAUAAUAAAAUAAAUGUUUGAAAUUUAUUCUUGA